Messenger RNA from Aspergillus alliaceus, 982 nucleotides. RefSeq lists its product as uncharacterized. The coding region runs from base 95 to 436 and encodes 113 amino acids. The transcript has a single exon. The record is from RefSeq and is a predicted model, not a curated record. Lineage: Eukaryota; Fungi; Ascomycota; Eurotiomycetes; Eurotiales; Aspergillaceae.
GCCCGUGGUCGCAUGAAAGAUAGUCAUCAGGGCCAUCACGGCUACCCGAAUUUAUAAAGACCUACCCGGCGGUCGGAAAACUGCGUUGCUGGUCAUGCCGAGGUUCCGACAUGUGGAAAUGGGCUAUUAUCAGGCAGAAACCCCCGACAGCAUGGCGACUUCGUGCGACAGCAUAGAAGAUCGCGCUCGUAUUUAUUCGGAUACUAAUUCCGUAGGUAUCUUUCUGUUGGCAGUGGCGCUAAAUGCGCCAAUCAUGGAGGCUGCCAUAAUAAUCGCCGAGCGCGAGGGGGGCUCAGCCUCUCCAGGUAUCUCGAUCCACGAUGUUGUAGAAUAUCUGAUAGUGCUCUACAUCAUCCAUCGCGGGUAUUAUGGCUAUAGCAUCUUGGGUUGGCCCGCCCUUCAGGCCAGAAGGAGGAAUCGAGGAGGGAGAUUGUGACAAGCCCGCAGGAAGCAGCCCAUAACAUUGACGCCUGGAACGACGCUGGGAAGCCUUUUUUUUUCAAUCGGGAGAUGGUCCAAAAUGUCUAUGAACAGCUUCUCAAGUCACUCCAGAACGGGGGCAACAUCUAUGUGCAGAGAUUGGAUGGCUGCCGCGGUGGUUUCAAAGUUAUAGCCGGUGAUACGGAGGUCAUUCCAUACCACGGACCAGGGACACGUGAUGUAAGGAUAUGAAUUUGCUUCCCCUGGUAGCCUACAUAGCAUAACGACAAUCUGUUUUAGGCGUAAGCCGAUGCUCGACUAUCUGUCAGUUCGAUAUCUCAAGGUCAGCCUUUCUGAGGAGGGGUCCGAAAAUUAUUUAGCCUAUUGCAACCGUCACAUUCUACAUUCGAUCAGCGUCUGUGGCACGGUAACAAAGGAGCCUGUCUCGAACUAUACUUGAGAUCAUUGGAUGAAGUUGAUGGCCUCCUCAAGAAUACCUUGGCGACCUGGCAGGAUACUGAAGUCUAUAAGCACCUCGGUUGAGCCCUUUCCUCCAUUCAUG